AUGAGCCGUGGCCUGGGUGACACCCUGGGCAAGGCGUGCGGGUUAUCGCCCGAGGCAACUGCGCACGAAAUGAUGCUGGUCCCGCAGGAGGACGUGGUCUUGGUGGUUGGCUCGGACGGAGUCUUUGAUGUGCUGUCCGAUGCCGAGGUGCUGCAUUGCUGCCGGCAGUUCAUCGACAGCCAGGAAGCGACGGAGGCUGCUGAAGUCGUGACCGCUUCGGCCCGCAGGGUAUGGCAACAAAGAGGCGCUUGGAAGAUGGCAAAAGCCAAGCUGGCCGAGUGGGAGGCUUUGCCGGCCGAGCGGAAGCGAGGAUGUGUAUUGGUUCACAACGCCUCGGUGCGACGAAUUCUGGUCAAGCCGAGGCUGGUGAGCCACAUCAGCGGCCAGGACGACUCGGGUGGGGAUUGGACUCAAGCGCUUGACCAUCACCCGCUCGGCAACGUCAUGAAGAAGGCCUUUGGCAGCUACAGCAAGAAGGACGACAGCUCUUUGGUCAUCGCGCCGCAGAGACUAGCCGUGGUGCCUCUACCACCAAAGCCAGACAUGAACUGGGGCUGGAAAGGACAUUUUGCGUACGGCGAUACCAAGGUCGGGGACUGCGCGUUCCGAGAAGGAGGCGUUUUCAGCUUCAUCAGUGUUGACUGUGGCCUCCGCGUGGGCGACCGAGAGGGCGAUAGCCGAGUCACUUCGGAUGUGAAGUGCGAGGAUGAGGACCUCCAAGCCAAGCUGGGAGGCGAAGUUGCGAGCAACAACCCGGACAUCCUGGACGACCAAAAAUCGGACGAACCAACUACGACACUGGAGGUAUCUAACUGCACGGAUGAGCCCGUGCAAGUGAAGAUUUUCGAGCCGGGUCACAGCAAUGCUGCUGCGCGGCUCUUCCGCAGUGCCAUGGCCGAGGGCACGAUCAGUCCUGCGACGAACCGCGUCUUCACCUUGAAGGCAUCCAAGGACGGAAGCGAGACUGACCUGGAUGUGGAGAUCCGCAUUGGCAACAAGAAGGCUAAAUGCGAGGUCGUCGGCGAUCAGGUGAUUUUCGUCGAUGGUCUCAUGGGUGACAACUGA
Molecule: messenger RNA, 1065 nt
Organism: Symbiodinium necroappetens
Lineage: Eukaryota; Dinophyceae; Suessiales; Symbiodiniaceae
Source: the annotation of a GenBank genome assembly